This is a messenger RNA of Neoarius graeffei (lesser salmon catfish), 1148 nucleotides long. It is a transcript of the gene il22ra2, whose product is annotated as interleukin 22 receptor, alpha 2. Gene Ontology annotation, molecular function: protein binding. The transcript has 5 exons. The record is from RefSeq and is a predicted model, not a curated record. Lineage: Eukaryota; Metazoa; Chordata; Actinopteri; Siluriformes; Ariidae. The coding region runs from base 4 to 696 and encodes 230 amino acids.
AACAUGUGCAUCCUGAGCACUCUACUGCUCUUGUGGGACUUUGCACUUCUGUGUGAUACACAAAGCAAUGUUCAGCUUGUUCAGGAUGACACGGCACCCUUCCAGGUGGAAUUCCAUUCAAUGAACUUCAGAAACGUCCUGCACUGGAAACACCAUCCUGACACACCGGAUGACCUGCAGUAUUUCGUGGAGUAUAAAGUGUAUGGAGACAAACAGUGGAGCGUGUGUAAACACUGCCAGGCUAUCCAGAAACAGCAGUGUGACCUGAGCCAGGAGACGUCUGACCCACGCCAGUGGUACUAUGCAAGGGUUCAAGCUCGAUCCUCCAAAGGUCUUUCACCCUGGGUCAACAGUGCCAGGUUUUACCCUCAAUGGGACACCACUUUCAGCCCACCAAAGAUCAAGCUGAAUGUGACCAGGGAAGGCAUUGUGGUCGGGAUCAAACCUCCGCGGACCCCUCUACAGGGACAGAGGAACAGCAGGGUCUCAGUUACAAAACUACUGAAGCUGAUGUUUAGGAUUUACCUCAUGCACGAUGGGGUGGAGCAGAUUCACGAAACCAAUGGCUGCCCGAGGAAGCUCCUGAUUGAGCACUUAAGCCCCCAGACGACGUACUGUGUUCAGGCUGUGACCGUCAUGGCCCUCUCAGGCCUUACAAGCUCAAGAAGUCCCAAGUCCUGCAUCAGCACCCUGUAAAGCUUCACACAGGUACACACCCUGCUACACUGGAUCUCUACAGCAGCGGAGACAGUCGAGACGGCCGCCAGUGUCCAUCACACUUCCUGCCUUUAUGUUUUUCCACACAGUACACAGGGAGCAAUACCAGGGUUAGGGGAGGGAUCAACCUGCACACUACACACAAACACCUCAUCACCUGAUAGCCAGGUAUUGCUCAUUUGGAAGCUCCUCAGUUUACGCCUGAGUUAAACUAAAGACGCCACUUUCGUUCAGGCUAAGUUUAGUUUAUUUGAUACAGGACACAUUUUGUUGGUGUUUUAGAGCUGGAGCUUAUAACCCAAAUGUAUAUCUAACUGCAGGCACUGUUUUCAUCAUCAGUGUGCGCUAGAACACCAACCAGAAAUUUCUAGAAAGUUUUAAUAUACUGUAUGUGAAAUGAUUAUGUGGAAAAAUAAAUGUAUUGCAAACCA